UGUUCUUGGCUUGUCUGGUGUGAUAUUGAAAAUUAAUUUUGUUUCAAAGAAUUUCAAAAAAAGAGAAACAUGUUGCGGAAAACUACGACAUUUUCAUUAGCCAUCACCUAUUUUGUGCUAUGUGGAUUAACGUUGGAAGUUCGAGCCGGAGCUUGCAUUAUACCGCAACCACUGAAGAAUGGUCAAGAAAUGAAUGUGGUACGUGUGGAUGACGGAGCUUUACCCUCCGAUGAACUUUUGCCCCGACCACGCCUAGACGGACGCAUUGUAGGCGGCUACAAAGUGAAUAUUACAGAUGCACCACAUCAGAUUUCGUUGCAGACAAGUGGUGGACAUAUUUGCGGCGGUUCUAUAAUAGCGCCUCGCUGGGUUCUCACAGCAGCUCAUUGUACUGCCGGCAAAACCGCCGAGAAGUUGAAGGUACGCAUCGGCUCCUCAGAGGCAUCUACCGGUGGUCAAUUGCUGCGUGUUAAAGAGAUUGUACAGCAUGAGAAAUUCAAUUACUCGAAUGUCGACUAUGAUUUCUCGUUGCUGCAUCUGGAGAAGGAAAUACAGUAUUCGGACAAUAAAAAACCCAUCAAAUUACCCGAAGAGAAAGAUCAAUUUAUGGAUGGCGAUAUCUGCUACGUGACCGGCUGGGGAAAUACACAGAAUGCCAGCGAAUCACGCCAAUGGUUGCGUCAAGCCGAAGUGCCGCUGUUCAAUCACGAACUCUGCUCGGAGAAAUACAAACAAUUUGGUGGCGUUACAGAACGUAUGGUUUGCGCUGGUUAUCUGGAAGGUGGCAAGGAUGCUUGCCAGGGUGAUUCAGGUGGUCCAUUGAUUACCAAGGAUGGUGUGCUCGUGGGUGUCGUAUCAUGGGGUUAUGGUUGUGCUCGGCCCGAAUAUCCUGGUGUGUAUUCACGUGUGCAAUUUGCGCGUGAUUGGAUAAAGCAGCAUAGUGAUGUUUAAAUCGGGUUAUUUGUGAAGGGAUUUAUUAUAAAAACUGGCAGGGAUUCCUUACUUCUUAAUGUAACAUGU
Messenger RNA from Zeugodacus cucurbitae (melon fly), 1020 nucleotides. Its product is annotated as trypsin-1. Gene Ontology annotation, biological process: proteolysis. Gene Ontology annotation, molecular function: serine-type endopeptidase activity. The coding region runs from base 70 to 951 and encodes 293 amino acids. The record is from RefSeq and is a predicted model, not a curated record. Lineage: Eukaryota; Metazoa; Arthropoda; Insecta; Diptera; Tephritidae. The transcript is spliced from 4 exons.